Messenger RNA from Entrophospora sp. SA101, 360 nucleotides. The record is from the annotation of a GenBank genome assembly. Lineage: Eukaryota; Fungi; Glomeromycota; Glomeromycetes; Entrophosporales; Entrophosporaceae.
AUGACAAGUGUAUCCAGAUUUGGUGAAUUGAGAAAUGACUGGCAUUACUCAAAAGAUGAAUCACAUUUGUCGCCAGAAGAUUAUAAAUCAUAUACACAUUUAUUAACUUCUAGACCUAAAUUUCAUGAAGGUAGUUUUACCAUCAUUGAUAUGGUUGAUGGAUAUCAAUUUUUGAGAAUCAAAAAAACAAAUGAACUUACUCUGAUGUGGAUUAAUUUGUUUAAUCUACUUGUUAGCUAUAAAAAAAACAAUUAUUAUCAGUUUAAAGAAAUGUUUGAAUUGGUCUUUCCUAUAUGGAUAGUUUUGAAACCAAAAAUAUGGAUAAUGACAAAUAAAAAAGAUUUUCAAUUCUUUGAAUGA